GUAUACGGUUUUCGGAAAUGAAGUAACGUCUCAUUCAUUAGUGUGAGCUUAAAAGGCCUCUCUCUCUGUGAUAUAUUAUUGUGGCAAUGGGAAUGGGUGAAUACAGAAUGGAGUCGGAAGAAGAAGCACUGUCUCGAUCAUAUCCCUACUUGCUGCACAGCCCUCCUUCAACCAUUUCCCUCCCUCCCCUCACCUACUCUUCCUCUCGUGGAUCCAACAACUCCCAACUCUUCAACCAUAACCAUAAACCCCUUAAAUUUCAUCAUCUCGUCGUUCAAGAUGAAGACCACCACCUUCAAGAUGAGCAUCGCCGAGGUUGGAUUAAGUAUUUCUCCUUGACUUAUUCCAACUCGGGGGGUUGGAUUUUGAUGCAGUUGAGUUGGAGAUUUUUGGUGAGCUUCAUGAUUGCGUUGCUCGUCUUCUACGUCGCUGCCAAGCCGCCCCACCCCGACCUUUCCCUUAAGGUUGCAGGAAUUAGACAAUUCAGAUUAGGGGAGGGAGUAGAUGCAUCUGGUGUGACAACCAAGUUACUAAGCUGCAAUUUUUCAAUUAAUCUAAUAAUAGACAAUCACUCCAAGCUCUUUGCUCUUCACAUCCAUCCUCCAACAAUCAAAUUAAUAUUUGGCCGUCUCACUUUUGCAAUCUCACAGAUGCAGGGAAGAGAACUGUAUGCUGGGAAUGAUGAUUUGACAAUGCUGAGGUUUAAUGUUGGGACCAGAAAUAAGGCCAUGUAUGGUGCAGGGAGAAACAUGCAAGAUUUUCUAGAAUCUGAAAAAGGGUUGCCUUUGGUAAUUAGAGUGAGCUUGAGAUCAAAAUUUAAUGUGAUUUGGGGGAUUAUUGAACCCAAAUAUCAUCACGAAGCCCAAUGUUUGGUGGUCGUAGAUAAUAAUUAUGAUAAGAAACAUAGAACCCAAGUGUACAACAGCACAUGUAUAAUUCAUCCCUAGCAUAAUGCCUCGUGUGCUACACUUAUUUUUAUUUACUCUAAUCUAUGCCACACUGGAAAAAAUAUAGAUAAUAGUGUGUUGCAACAAUGAGAUACAUUGUGUAAUAAUUGUAUUUGUGUAUCUAAAUACUAUUCAAUGUGUAAAAUGUUGAGUUCUUCUUUCA
Salvia miltiorrhiza (redroot sage) is the source of this 1110-nucleotide messenger RNA. RefSeq lists its product as uncharacterized. The transcript is spliced from 3 exons. The coding region runs from base 87 to 947 and encodes 286 amino acids. NCBI's taxonomy places the organism in Eukaryota, Viridiplantae, Streptophyta, Magnoliopsida, Lamiales, Lamiaceae. The record is from RefSeq and is a predicted model, not a curated record.